Polychytrium aggregatum is the source of this 894-nucleotide messenger RNA. RefSeq lists its product as uncharacterized. Gene Ontology annotation, cellular component: plasma membrane. The transcript has 8 exons. Lineage: Eukaryota; Fungi; Chytridiomycota; Chytridiomycetes; Polychytriales. The record is from RefSeq and is a predicted model, not a curated record. Bases 1 to 894 code for a protein of 297 amino acids.
AUGGAGAAAACUCAGCUGAUGCCCCAGGGCCGUCGCAUGCCAGAGUUCAAGCUCCAGCCUUCGUACGCAAAGCAGGUGGCCAUCCCCGCGAGCGACCAUGGAGUCUAUGAAGCCAUGAUGUCCUGCCUCGGAGCCGCGAUCGGCUGUCUUGGCAGCAUCCCUGGUUGCUUCAUUUGCCCAAAGUUCGUACCAGUUCGCAUCAAUCCAUUCAAGGUCGUUGACCAAGGCAGCGUCGGGCUGGUGUCUCGCUUCGGAAAGUUCUAUCGCUCAAUCGACCCGGGGCUCUAUCAGAUCAACGUGUUCACCGAAACGCUGCAGGCCGUCGACAUCAAGAUCCAGAUCGAAGACAUCCCACGCCAGGUGGUGAUGACUAGGGACAACGUUGGCGUUGAUAUUGAUUCAGUUCUGUUCUGGCACAUAAGUGACCCAUACGCUGCGACCUUUCAAGUCAACGACGUCCGAAAGGCACUCAUCGAGAGAACCCAGACGACGCUCCGCCAGAUCGUCGGUGCUCGCGUUUUGCAGGACUGCAUUGAGAACCGCGAGACGAUUGCGCAUGAGAUCCAGGACAUCAUUUCUGAGCCCGCAAAGGCCUGGGGAGUCAAGAUCGAGAGCAUCCUGAUCAAGGACCUGCAGUUUAGUCCCGAUCUCCUCGAGAAUCUCAGUGCAGCUGCCAAACAAAAGCGAAUCGGCGAAUCCAAGGUCAUUGCUGCACAGGCCGAAGUCGAAGCCGCCAAGCUCAUGCGCGAAGCCUCGGAUAUCUUGAACACUCAGUCGGCGAUGCAGAUUCGGUAUCUGGAGACGCUGGUAUCGAUGUCAAAGUCGUCUGCGCAAAAGGUCAUCUUUAUGCCCACGGUCGACGAAAGCCUUGCUCUCAUGGAGCCGAAGAAAUGA